UAAUAUUACAUGGAGAUGGUUAUAAAAUGCAUAUGCUUUCAUGAUUCGGCAUGCUUGUUGUACAGAAAAUGAUUUCUAAGUCUUCUCUCAUUUUGAUCUUUAACAUUUUUGAGAAAAUCUAAAUAUUAGCUACAGUCUGAGAAAAUUUAAAGUGUCAUUCACAGUUAGGUAUUUGCAAUGACCAAGUUUCAUUUUGCUAUCACUUUUUUUUUCAUACUUAAUUUCAGUUUUGCUUCAGGAUGGUUGGCAAAACACUGUGAAAUAUUUGACAAUUUCUUAAUGAGAGGCAUUGACUUUUAUAACGGCAAACAUCUGUUCCCAGAAGAUUACACAUUUGCAGUGUGUGGCAUAACCCCCAGCUAUGGAGAACUGAGAGAAGUAAGUACACAGUUGGAUGGACUGUGCUCAUUUAUACAAACUGUUAAGCCAAGAACCUUUUCUCAGUUUAUAAACCUAAAAAUGCUUUUCCUAGAUGCACCUGGACAGUGUAUAAUAUACCCUGGGGCAUUUCAAGGAUUAAAGAAUUUGGAAUACUUGGAAUUCUCUCUAAAUUUCUCAAAGCACUCAAUUCCUGUUCUGUACAAAGGUGCAUUUGAUGGACUUUCUAAAGUUAGAAUAUUAAAAAUUAGUGGAUAUAACUUUUUGCCUUCCUCUAGCCCUCUUAUCUUAUCUCCACUCACAAAAUUAGAAAGUCUUCAGUUUGAGAGUACUUUUACUAAAGACUUGUGUGACAUAAUCUGCAAAAUUCAAAAUCUAACCCUCUUGAAGCAGUUAGCAGUCACUUUAAGUGGAACUGAAAUUAUAAAACUGAACUGCAGUGAGAGUCUUCAAACAGGGCAUGAAAUCCAGCUCUGCAAGGUCCAGUCGAAUAUAACUAAUUUGGACUUAACUUUUAACCCUUUGUACAAUAUCGAACCAGGGUCUUUAUAUUUUUGCCAAAAUCUUGAAUUCCUGAAUGUCAGCCUCUCCGAUGUGAAUAUAAGUGAACUGCUUCAGUCAGGUAUACGGACAGUAACCACUCUUCACAUGACUUCUAUGCAGAAAAGAACAAAAGACUUUUUAAAACAUGCUUGCAAUUUGUCUCUCUAUUUUAAAGUUAGAAAUCUGAUUCUGAGUGGAAAUAAUAUAGAUGAGAUUUCUAACAGAAGUGUGGCUAAGUGUCAGCUGUUAGAGAGUUUGAACCUUGGAGACAAUGUCAUAAAGAAAACUGAAAAUAACAUUCUGUGUUUAAUGACAAAUCUCAAAAUCUUCAGUCUAGCAAACAAUAACUUAGAAACUAUAAACAUCUGCCCUUCUGACCAGGGCUUUACUUCCCCAAUGACUAACUUAGAUCUGUCUGCAAAUGCUGUUCGUGCUUUAAAAUCAAAACAGUUUUCCUGCAUGGUUAACUUGAAGAGUCUAAAUCUAGAAAAGAAUGCAAUUACUGUCAUACACGAGUCUGCUUUCUAUGGUUUGAAAAGUCUUACUGAACUCAGUUUGAAAAAAAAUCGGCUUUCACAGAUACAGGACCAUUAUUUUAUGCAUUUAGAAACUUUAACAUCCUUGAACUUGCUUGGAAAUGUUAUACAUGAAACACAACUAGACACGUUCAAGAAACUGUUUCUGCUUCGUGAACUUUACCUGGGAACAUUUCAAAAAAUGUCUUCAAUUGUUUACUUAUCACUCCUCCCCAGUGGUUUGAAGAUAUUGUUUCUUGAAAGUGAAAAUGACAUAAGUCUUUAUAAUAUAAGUGGUAAGCAAACACAUUUCUUAGAAACUUUGCACAUUAAAUGUGAUGCUUUGUCUGUGCAUAGAGCAGAACCGCUGAUGGCACUUAAGACACUUCAUAUUGAUGCCAGAGAAAUAUAUAAUUUCAAAGGUUCGUCAUAUUUUAUGAACAGUACUAACCUGGAAGAGAUUUGUUUUAAACAUUUGGGAGACAGAAGCCUUACAAAACAACUGUUGCCAGAUUUGUCCAAAUUAAAUCAUCUAAAAUAUUUACAGCUUGAAGAAACAUACUUCUCUUCAUCAUCUCAGUAUGCAGAUUCAGAAAACGUCUUUCAAAAACUAACAAGUCUGGAAGUAUUAGUGUUAAUAAAUUCUGAGUUUACUUCCUUUACUCCUCAAAUGUUUAACGACUUGGUGUCUCUUAAACUGCUUGUUGUUGCUAUGCAGAAUAUUAUACUAUUGUCCCCUGACCUCUUUCAGAGUUCUUUGACUUUGAAGUAUGUUUAUUUUUACAAGGUUAUUUUCCAGUGUGACUGUCAGAAUUCAUGGAUAAUUCUGUGGGCAGCCACAAAAAGGGACAUGAUAUUAAUCAUGGAGAGGGAAAAAUGCAUUACUAAAUAUCUGACAUCUCCUUUUGUUUCUUUCCUGGAAAUGACCUGCGACCUUCCCCUAGAAUAUUCCUUUUUUGUUGGAACCAGUGUAUCCAUCACACUGUUCAUGAUAUUUGUUUUAUUAUAUGAAAUGGCUGGAUGGUACAUUGUCUACAUUCUGUAUAUUAUCAAGGCUUGGCUGGCAGGGUUGCUGGGAGAAAGACGCAUGAAAGCCCAGUACAAAUAUGAUGUGUUUGUUUCAUACAGCAGUAAAGAUGAGUUUUGGGUUGUCAAUGAACUCAUUCCAAACCUGGAGCAAAAGGGACCACCUUUCCUCAAAGUGUGCCUCCAUAACAGGGACUUUGAGGUGGGGAAGGACAUUGUAGAUAACAUUGUGGACAGUAUCUACAGCAGCAGGAAAACAAUCUGUGUGAUCACCCACCAUUACCUAUGGAGCGAAUGGUGCUCCCUGGAGAUGAGAAUGGUCACCUACAGGUUGCUAGCCGAAAGCCAAGACCUUCUCAUUUUGGUGUUUUUGGAAAGGAUCUCCCUGCAUGAGAUUUCAGCGUUUCACAGGUUGGCAAGGUUGAUCAAGAAGAAGACCUACAUUGAUUGGCCAGAUGGGGAGCAUGAACAGCUGCUUUUCUGGGAGAAGCUGAAAGGGACAUUAAAGAAAGACAUAAAGGAAGAGACUGAGCAAAGGAUUUAACCAGAUCAACAGACCUGUGUAACAGAAACAAUCAGUUUUGGAAGUGAUACUGCUCCUGUCAAGUCUGGGUUUCUUAAGGCUGAUAAAACUGAGACCAUUUUUUCACUUUCCAAAAAUAAUAAUUUUUUGAUGGAAUAGAACAAAAAACACAGAGGCACCUCUUUGUACCAUCAUGUUGCUUUCCUAGGAAUGUAUGUGAUAUGUGUCAUCCCAUGAGCUGUUUGUCCUGUAAACAUUGUUUCUGAUUCAACUCUUAGAAAACAGAACAUAUGAAUUAAAGCAAUGUACUUGCUGUGCUGUAUCUGCCUGUUAACAAUACUGAGCCCUGUGAAGACACAAGCAUUUCCCACUGUAAACUGACAUUUGAUAUAUACAUUUUAUAUUUUAUUAGUUUGUUCAUAAUUAACAUUGCAAUUUCAUUAGUACUUUUUGCUAUCAAACUUUGCAAAUGUAUAGGAAUGCUAGAAACAACAUUCUGCAAAAUUAACAUGAUUUUUUUCAGAGCAAGAAAUAGCUUAGAGAGAGAAUGAGUGUUUUUUAAAGGUGGUGUGAAUUAUAAUCAUAAAAACAAAAAUGAAAAGCAUAAUGUGUACUGGGAAACUUAAAAUUAGACAGAAAUUUCAUUUGAAAUACAUUAGCCUUUUAUUUACUAUGCAAACAAUAUUCACAUUAUAAAUAAAUUGUACAUGAACAUUUCUGGCUGUGCUUGAGAAAUGCACUGCAGUAGAAAUGGAGAACUCAAAGUAAGUUGAUGGAAAAAGCAAAAGCUCAAAAUAUAACUGAGAAGCAUGAAUGUAUGCAUGCAUGUUACAAGUGCUGCAAGGAGUAUCAUUCAAUAAGAGCCACAAUAGAUAUGACACUGAUUAGGUUGUAUAGGAAGAAGAUUAUGUGUUAUAAAUAAUUUUCUCACAUCCCAAAUCCAAAACAUUCAAGUUAAUAGAAAUGAACUGCAUUAAAAGCAGCAGUCGUCAGUGUAUAAGGCAAACAGGGAUACACAGUAGUCAGUGUUUUUUGAGGCAAUAUAAACAUGACAGUGUCAGCACCUACGUACAGGCUGAUGUUUGCAAAACAGAAUCUUCAGCCCAGAUCUUAGGCCGGAUGCCUCACACAGAAAUAUGUGGUAUCCAGCAAUAGCCAUGCAAUACUGUCUGGUGUAACAUGUCACAUGCUCAGAGAAAAGGGACAUCAAUUCAUACCUCUCAACUGUACAGAUUUUUGCCUGAUAUUUUUGG
This is a messenger RNA of Protopterus annectens (West African lungfish), 4238 nucleotides long. Its product is annotated as toll-like receptor 13. The coding region runs from base 178 to 3006 and encodes 942 amino acids. Gene Ontology annotation, biological process: toll-like receptor signaling pathway; immune response. The transcript has a single exon. NCBI's taxonomy places the organism in Eukaryota, Metazoa, Chordata, Ceratodontiformes, Protopteridae. The record is from RefSeq and is a predicted model, not a curated record. Gene Ontology annotation, cellular component: membrane. Gene Ontology annotation, molecular function: transmembrane signaling receptor activity; protein binding.